Molecule: messenger RNA, 1080 nt
Organism: Wasmannia auropunctata (little fire ant)
Lineage: Eukaryota; Metazoa; Arthropoda; Insecta; Hymenoptera; Formicidae
Exons: 1
Coding region: 1-1080 (359 amino acids)
Biological process (GO): DNA integration
Molecular function (GO): nucleic acid binding
Source: RefSeq, a predicted model, not a curated record
AUGCGUAACAAUUAUUGGCCGAUCUCAGGAAGGGAUGCAAUUCGUCGUGUCUUAAGAAGUUGCGUAGUAUGCUUUCGUAUAAAACCUGUGAGUACAAAGCAAUUAAUGGGUGAUUUGCCGGCUGUGAGGGUAACGCAAGCGAGAGCGUUUCUACAUACUGGACUAGAUUAUGCGGGUCCGUUUUCAAUAAAGAUAUCGCGCAAUAAAACGAGCAAAUGCUAUUUAGCGAUUUUUGUCUGUUUAGCCACUAAAGCGGUACAUUUUGAGUUGGUGCUGGAUUUAAAGGCAACAUCAUUUCUCAAUGCAAUGAAAAGAUUUAUCGCUAGAAGGGGUAAAUGUGCCACUCUAUACUCGGAUAAUGGUACCACGUUUGUGGGAGCAAAUAAUCAGCUGUUAGAAUUGAAGGAGUGUUUAGCACAACAAGCAGUUCAAAAUCAGAUAAAAAACUAUUGUACUGAACAAUUUAUUGACUGGAAAUUUAUUCCUCCAUAUUCUCCUCAUAUGGGAGGAAUAUGGGAAGCAGCCGUUAAGUCAGCAAAAACUCAUAUGCGUAAGAUUAUAGGUACGACAGCGUUAAGUUUCGAAGAAUUAUAUACAGUAUUAACACAAAUCGAAGCGGUUUUAAAUUCGCGACCGCUCACGCAGUUAGCUAAUGAUCCAACAGAUUUACAACCAUUAACUCCGGGACAUUUUCUCAUAGGAGAACCUAUGAAUGCUAUUCCGGAACCAGAUAUUAGCGAAGUACCUAUGAAUCGGUUAACGCGUUAUCAAUUGCUGGAACAGAUGCGGCAAUAUUUUUGGUCCAGGUGGUCAAAGGAAUAUGUAAUCCAAUUACAACAAAGAUAUAAAUGGAAAUAUUCGGAGUUUAUUAACAUAUGUCCAGGAGCUAUGGUUCUUUUGAGAAAUGAGAAUACAUCUUCAAUGGUAUGGCCGUUAGGACGUAUUGUGGAAUUACACCCCGGACCGGACGGGAUUACUAGAGUAGUGACAGUGCGAACUAGUCAGGGUUUAUGUAAGCGAGCUAUAACCAAGAUAUGUUUAUUACCCAUCGACGAUAAAAACGCUGUAAUUGCAGAAUAA